Molecule: messenger RNA, 2166 nt
Organism: Salvia miltiorrhiza (redroot sage)
Lineage: Eukaryota; Viridiplantae; Streptophyta; Magnoliopsida; Lamiales; Lamiaceae
Product: F-box/LRR-repeat protein At5g02910-like
Exons: 2
Coding region: 633-2054 (473 amino acids)
Molecular function (GO): protein binding
Source: RefSeq, a predicted model, not a curated record
UUUACAACUUACUCAUUUAACUUCUCUUCAAACUCUAUAGAAAAAGGUGAAAAACUUUAAGCCAUGGAAGGAGUGAGUAGUAAAAUGGAAACCCUAGAAAUUGUCAUCUCCAAAUCCCAACCCGCCGUCUCUCAUCACCCCCACUCCACACCGCCCGAAAUCAACCAUUCAAUUCAUCUUCUCUAAUUUUCGCCGCCAUUGACAAACCCGCCACUCCAUCAGCUGAAAGAAAACCACCUCAAUUCGCCAACUAAUUUUUUCAGAUUCACCCACUCCGCCGCCGCCUCUGCCGCUUCUAGUCGCCGCCUCUGUGGCUCCUUCCGCCCCUUACGUGUCGGCGCUUGCUCCGUCUCGAUUUCCUCGUUGAACAAGCUCUUUCUCUAGCUCGGCUACGAGCUGAACUCGAGUCAGUGGCUAUUCAGCUCGGCUUGUUUACAGCCUGAGAAGAGCUUUUUUAGCUCUCUGUGUUCGUUGAUUAGCUCAAACUAGGUUUAUUUGGGGCUGCAGCAACCGAGGGAACGAAGCAUUCAUUUUGAGGUAAUCUUAGAGAAUUUGAUAGUAUGUGUUAUUUCUCCGAAUAUGUUUAGGUAAAUUUUGAGUUAGAUUAUGUUUCAUAGGUUUUGAUUUUGAAGAUGGAUCGACUCAGUGAGUUGCCGGAUUAUGCAAUAUUUCACAUUUUUUGGUCGUUGCCUAUUAUUGAUGUUGUUAGGACAACAAUUCUAUCCAAGCGCUGGAAAAACAUUUGGACCACCACUCCCUUCCUUAAUAUAACUGAUAAUCAUAUUUCUGAUUCUGAUACUAGAAAAAAAUUUCCAAACAUUGUUCAUCGGGCUUUAUUACGCUGGGAUGGGGUAAAGGUUCUGAAAUUCAAGGUUAAUUUGCACCGUGAGCUUUCAAUUUAUGUGGAUGCUGAUUUGUGGGUGCGAUUUGCCAAGAAACAUGAAGUCGAAGAAUUAUACUUGCAUUGGAGGGAUUUAAAUAUGAAAAGGGUUGGUAAUAAUGAUCAGAAAGUAUGUUGGGUGCCACAGUAUCUGUACUCAUGCUCGUCGCUUAAAGUGUUGUCGAUCAACACUUUUCACUUUAGUAUUAGCGGGAAUGUGCAGUGGAAUCAACUCAAGAGUUUAACCAUUGUUAAUGGUUUUGGGGUCACUAAAGACGUGGUUAAUCAAAUAUUGUGUGGUAGCCCUCAGUUGGAAGUCUUAAUCCUCUCUUUUGUAGAAAGUGGUGAAAGCUUGUGUAUCCGAUCUACUAGUUUGAAAGAGCUGUCGAUUAACAAGCAUUUAUGUAAUGCCGAUAAUUAUGCAUCUACUUAUACGACAGGGGAGCUGAAAAUUUGGAGUUCAAAUCAUAAAACCUUGGAAAUUUGGACUCCAAAUCUUAAAACCUUAGAAAUUAAAGGAAUUCCAUAUAACAAGUGUUUGUUGACGAAUGUCUCAUCAUUAAGCCGUGCAACUCUUGGGUAUUAUGGUCUACAUCAUUUUGGUGAUUAUCAUUGGUACGGCUUGACCGGGAUGGAUGGCUUCACAAGACGUUUUCUUGGAGAUUUAUUUGGUCAAAUUCUGCCAAGCAUCCAACAUACUGAAAACAUCACAUUAUUGUCCUGUUGCCAAAAGGUGCUUGGAGCUAUGAUAGAGAGAUGCAUGAAUUCAUCCUCUCCUAAUGUCAAGUCCUUACGGCUCAGAUUUCACUACUCUAAAUUUGUAGGUAUGAUUAAGAUUUUCCCUCUCUCAAAGAAGUUAUUCAUUGAAGUUGAAGAAAGGGUCGGGUUCUAUGAUGAGCAACAUUCAAUGCGGGCCGCUCGUUACAUCUACUACAUGCUUAAAGAAAAUCUUCCUAUGUCCUUUGUGCUGCAGUUGAGGACUGUUGAGGUUACUUUGGUUGAGGAUAACUUCUUAAUUCUAUUUCUAGAGUUUCUGUUGAAAAAUGCGAGUGAGCUAGAAAAGAUUGUGCUCCGAGUGAAAGGACCACUAAAUUCUUUGCUUGGUGCAUCACAGAAGCUGAUGAAAAUGCCGAGAGCCUCGCGAACUGCACGAUUUACUUUCUGUGAAUGUUGAUCUUACAAAAGCUAUCUUCAAUCAUAGGUAAUGGGUAAAAAGGCAGCAUUAUGUUUUGAUAUGUAUCACACUUGUUACCUUCUUACUGCUAUGAAUGAAAUUAUUGAUGAAA